AGGAAGUCACCAGCUGAGCCGGGACAGGUCGCCUGGCUGCGGACACAGGCGUGAGACUCACCGCUGUCUUUCCACAGAAAAAAGUGAAGAAACCCAGCAUUGUGACGGGAUUUUGGUGUGGAUCUGUAGACGGAAACACUGCUGUUUCUUCUGACAUUUGUUGUAAAGGAUCAGCAGUGAAGAUGCCUCUGAUACCAGUUGUACCAGAGAACCACAGUCAUGUCCUGGCAGAGUUUGACUGCCUCGAUCCGCUUCUGUCUGCUCUCCGUUUAGACUCUGGCAGGCUAAAGAAAAUGUUGAUGUCAAGGGUCAUCUCUGCACCGGUAUCUCUUGUACAACGCUUUGUGUUAUCCGGUCGUACCACAUCAAGACCCCCCCGCAAGCGCCAGGUCAAAACCUUAUCAGACGGCACCAAAGCAGGUGUCUCCUGGGAGCACAGGGGUCAGACCAUCACAUCCCUCUGCUGGGACACAAGCACACUCAGAGUGUUCGUCGGGGACGCGGGAGGCAAGGUGUCCUUUCUGCGUGCGGGGUCCUCCAAGCUGGGCAAGGGGUCAACAUUCGUUAUCUUCCCUGUUCAGACCGUCACCACUGUGGACUCCAGAGUGGUUCAGCUCGGCUACCAAGAUGGCCGCCUGCUGGUGUCUUCCUUGAGCCGCUGCUACCUCUGUGACACAGAUAGAGAGAAGUUUUGGCGUGUUGGAUCUAAGGAGCGUGAUGGAGAGUAUGGAGCGUGUUUCUACCCUCAGAACAGGGGCUUAUUGGUUGGACAGCCCCCCCUGCUGUACUCCGCCCGGCCGGGGUCUCGAAUAUGGGAGGCCAGCUUCAAUGGAGAGGUUCUGAGCACCCAUCAGUUCAAACAGCCCCUGGCCUGUCCUCCUCUCCCUCUCAUCACCUACAGAGAUGAGCCACAUUACAACCCAGCACAGAAGAGCCCGCAGUCAAUCGCCUUCACUAAACUGCUUUACUUUGGAGACCAGAACUUGCUGACCUGGACUGACUCGGCAAUUUAUAUCUUCACACCUCAGAACGGACAAGUGCUUCUGUGGACUGAAGUCAAAGGUGUGCUUAUCCUGCUUCCUCCUCAAAUACCACCAACAAUCCUUUGGAGUGGGGAAGCAAAUGUUGAAUUCAUGAACUGUUGUGUUGUGUGGAAGUAGGACCAAAAGUCAUUAUUAGAUCUGUAUUUGAUCUGUUUUAUUUGUUAGUGUGAUGAUCAGCAUUAUGAGAUAUUUGUAACGUUGGUUGAUUGUUAUGCGUGUACUUGCCCAGUGACAGCAGAUGGAAAUGAGUUUUUAGCUUUAAUCUGGCAUAUAGCAUCUCUUCUCUUUUUUAGAUUAAUG
This is a messenger RNA of Notothenia coriiceps (black rockcod), 1343 nucleotides long. RefSeq names its product Hermansky-Pudlak syndrome 5 protein. NCBI's taxonomy places the organism in Eukaryota, Metazoa, Chordata, Actinopteri, Perciformes, Nototheniidae. The transcript is spliced from 8 exons. The coding region runs from base 183 to 1160 and encodes 325 amino acids. Gene Ontology annotation, biological process: developmental pigmentation. The record is from RefSeq and is a predicted model, not a curated record. Gene Ontology annotation, cellular component: cytoplasm.